AUGCACGAAUCAUCAUCUCCCACCCCGCCUCUCACCUCCGACACCUCCUCUCCGCCAUACACACCCCCCGACUCCCCAUGCUCCAUCACCAUCUCCACGAUCGACGUCGACGAAGAAUGGGACAAGAUGUUCGACGAGGCGAUGGAGAGGCCGGUAUCUCCCUCGACCAGUAUAGACUACCUGUUCGAGGACGAGGACGAGGAUACAGAGGGAGGAGGUACCGACGCGGGGAAGGGCGAGUACGGACUAGGCGAGACCAAGGAAGGGAAGCAGUCCGCUGGCAGGCGAGCGACCGACUGGACUGCGUCAUUCGCCUACUCUUCAGCGCGCGAGACCCCUUUACCAGCGGUGGUACCUCACUCUCCCUUACUCGCGGCGCCGAACGUGUCUCUCACUGCGACUCAGCCCAUCUCCGGCACUCGACCCGUCAUUCCCUUCCCCGCAUACAAACCCGACCGGAUCCUCCCGGCAGUCCCGCUCCCUCCCACUCACCCCACGAGGCGACAACACUGGGAAGCGAACCGACGCCGACAAGGCGUAGUCAUCGUCCCGGUAGAGAUGCCCGCAGCAUCCCUGCCCCAAACCAUCCUGCCGAUACCGACGGCUCCACCGACGGCUCCACCGGCGUCUACGGCUACGACGGACGACGCUAAGAUGAUCGAUGUAAACCUGCUGCUGUCGAUAUCCACCCCAUCCCCACGAUCCUCACUUACUCUUACGCCUACUGCCAGCCACCCACUGCGACACCACCCAUAUCAGAGGGACGAUCGCGGUGCGUCGCCGGCAUCCAACAGGCCGAACGACCCCCUCCCCAUCGGUAGUCGCCACACCUUCCCUCCUGACUUUGGCGGACAAUGGGCAAGCUUGGACCGCUUCGGACGACGGAGGAAGUGGUGGGAGAUCUGA
Molecule: messenger RNA, 906 nt
Organism: Dioszegia hungarica
Lineage: Eukaryota; Fungi; Basidiomycota; Tremellomycetes; Tremellales; Bulleribasidiaceae
Exons: 1
Coding region: 1-906 (301 amino acids)
Source: RefSeq, a predicted model, not a curated record